Messenger RNA from Dermacentor andersoni, 833 nucleotides. RefSeq names its product defense protein l(2)34Fc-like. The record is from RefSeq and is a predicted model, not a curated record. Gene Ontology annotation, cellular component: membrane. Lineage: Eukaryota; Metazoa; Arthropoda; Arachnida; Ixodida; Ixodidae.
GCGGCGUUUCGUCACAAACUAGUCAGCGGGUGAGCCCGAGAUCCACUCUUGCUGCGGCGAGGCACAGCCACUCGGACUACGGAAGUCCGCGGGCGUCGAACGAGGUCGGCCGUCUACUACGUGUGCGACACCCGCCGCGAUCGAUUGCGCGCGCCGUUCUCGAACCCACCGGUGGUGUGGCCUCCUUUACUGCGUGCUCGACCGGGUUCUCUGGCUGCUGCUUGCUGCUGCUCCGGUGGAGAUCCGAAAGGAGUUCUUUCUGAACUAACCACCAAGAGAGGCGUGUGGCGAUGCAGUCCUCGUCCGUUGCCGUGUCUUGUCUCGUGGCGGUCGCCUGCCUGCUGCCCGCCGCCCUGUGGGCCUACCCCUCGGGCGCGCCCGUCGGAGUGUGCAACAGCGAGCUGCCCAAACACGGCGGAGCCGAGCCCCAAGCCACGCAGUCCCCGUACGCCAUCCAGGCCACUCCGACGAGCAUCAACCAGGGAGGACGCGUCACCGUGCAAGUGUACGGCAGCACUCCGUUCAAGGGCGUCAUCCUGACGGCCCGUGACGUACACACCAGCCAGCUGCUACAGGGAACGUUCACCCCCGACGCCCAGACCAAGACUCUAGACUGCCCCGGAGGGAACGCGAAUGCCAUCACUCACAACAGCAGGGACGAGAAGACGCAGGUCGUGGUGACCUGGACUGCUCCAGCAGGCUACACUGGGCAGGUGUACUUCAGUGCCACCGUGGUGCAGUCUUCUUACGUCUUCUGGAAGGGCAUCACCUCCGACGCUGUGUUCGUCCAGUGAUAAAAAAUAAUAAUAAUAAAAAAGAAAGAAACAGCGCGA